Phytophthora sojae is the source of this 417-nucleotide messenger RNA. RefSeq lists its product as hypothetical. Bases 1 to 417 code for a protein of 138 amino acids. NCBI's taxonomy places the organism in Eukaryota, Oomycota, Peronosporomycetes, Peronosporales, Peronosporaceae. The transcript has 3 exons. Gene Ontology annotation, biological process: intraciliary transport. Gene Ontology annotation, cellular component: intraciliary transport particle B; centrosome; cilium. The record is from RefSeq and is a predicted model, not a curated record.
AUGGAGCUCGCCUUGGAUGAGGAGGGCGCCCAGGUGACUGCCGUGACCUCGUACGAUGCGAGCUUCCCGCCGGUCAACAUCUUGGACGGAGAGCAAUCGUCCAAGUGGCUGACGACGGGCAGUUUUCCGCAGGAGAUCGUGGUUCAGCUCGCCACGACGGCCUCAGUCGUCCGUGCCAAGAUGUGGACGCGGAAUGCCAAGGAGAUGUCAGUCGAGUCCUGCAGCGGCCCGACGCCGACCAAGUGGGAGAAGCUCUUCGAUACCAAGUUGAAGGAGUCGGACGGCGAGAUGCAGAUCGUGAGCGAGAACGUCAAGCCGACGGACGCGUCCUUCAUCAAGUUCAAGAUCCUCUCCGGCUGGGACGACUUCGUGGCGGUGCAUCGGGUCAGCGUGGAAGGCUCCACGUCACGGCGAUAG